Molecule: messenger RNA, 7381 nt
Organism: Hippopotamus amphibius kiboko
Lineage: Eukaryota; Metazoa; Chordata; Mammalia; Artiodactyla; Hippopotamidae
Gene: ADAT1
Product: adenosine deaminase tRNA specific 1
Exons: 11
Coding region: 754-2247 (497 amino acids)
Biological process (GO): RNA processing
Molecular function (GO): RNA binding; adenosine deaminase activity
Source: RefSeq, a predicted model, not a curated record
CUGGCGGGCCCCGUUCUCUCUCUCCUCGAGAGCGCUAUGUGUGGAGGUGGGAGGGGAGCCUUCGUGACGGGUUGGGGUCCUGGGGCCGAGGGCGCGCAAGUGAGGGGGCUUUUCGGCUUUUGGGUGAGGUUCUCUUUGUCUGACUUUCCCGAACCUUUUCCGUGUGGGGAGAGGAUGUGAGGACAGCGCCUCUCCCACCGCGCGUCCGGUGGGAAAAUGCGGCUCCUUUCUUGGACACGCCAACAUGCCCCGCGCGGAGAGCUGCAGCUGCGGGCGAGCGCGGGGCGCACGGUCUCGCGGCUGCAUCCCACAAAGCCCCAGGGGGCAGGCACGCACGUAGUCCCUGCUGCGCUGGCCUGGAGUCUCCUGUAACUGGCCGAAUGGGCCGCACCCCGGGCCCCCGGAGGGUAUUGAGGAGGGGCUUAAGGGAAGUAGGCUUCCCUUCCAACCCCUCUAAAGCCUUCUUUUCCCUGGCAGCCCACUUGCCUUAACUUUUCUUUGAAACUGAAGUGGGUUCUUAAGCUUUUCGCAACUGUUUGUGGGCAAAGAAAUGCCUAACUGAACUGUUGUUUCACAUGAAGAAAUUAUUCACGUUCUAGGAGAGAGUGGACUUGCAUUUUAGUGGACCCAGUAUAGCAAAACUUUUAUUCAUUUCAACUCCUGGGCACGCUCAUCCCGACAGCUCCGUGAAUGAGUUGAUGAUACAGUUCCGGGCUGCUGCUUUUCUUCUGGGCCUCAGCACCAGCUCACACCAUGUGGACCGCGGAUGAGAUCGCCCAGCUGUGUUAUGAGCACUACGGGAGCAGGCUGCCCAAGCAAGGGAAGCCUGAGCCCAACCGCGAGUGGACAUUGCUUGCAGCCGUGGUGAAGAUACAACCUACAGCUGACCAGGCCUGCGACCGCCCUGACAGACCUGUGCAUGUGACAAAGGAAGUUGUCUCAAUGGGAACGGGAACCAAAUGCAUAGGCCAGUCCAAAAUGAGGAAGAGCGGAGACAUCCUCAAUGAUAGCCAUGCUGAGGUCAUAGCCAGAAGGAGUUUCCAAAGGUAUCUUCUCCAUCAGCUCUACUUGGCAGCCACCCUGAAGGAGGAUAGCAUCUUUGUCCCAGGAACUCAGAGAGGACUGUGGAAACUCAGACCAGACCUCUUGUUUGUGUUUUUCUCCAGCCAUACACCCUGUGGGGAUGCCUCCAUCAUUCCAAUGCUUGAGUUUGAAGAUCAACCUUGCCGUCCUGUCAGUAGAGAUUGGGACAAUAACCCAUCGGUAGAAGCUAGUGAUAACCUAGAAGCUCCUGAAGAUAAAAGGAAAUGUGAAGACCCAGGUAGUCCUGUGACCAAAAAGAUGAGACUUGAGCCCAGGACUCCUGAUGGUAUGGCUCACCAUCAGAGUUUUGGCAACCCGGAAAGUGGCCCCAAUUCACCAGAUGUCAGCAGCUCUAAUCUCCCUGCAGAGGAACUGGCUGCUGUCAUUGGAAUGGCCCCCGGUGGUGCCAAAGUGGUGGACGUUUAUAGAACUGGAGCCAAAUGUGUACCUGGAGAAGCUGGAGACUCAGGGAAGCCUGGUGCUGCGUAUCACCAGGUGGGGCUGCUCCGGGUGAAGCCAGGCCGGGGGGACAGGACUUGCUCCAUGUCCUGCAGUGACAAGUUGUCACGGUGGAACGUCCUUGGAUGCCAGGGGGCACUGUUGAUGCACUUCCUAGAAGAGCCCAUCUACCUGUCAGCUGUGGUCAUUGGGAAGUGCCCGUACAGCCAGGAGGCCAUGCAGAGAGCACUGAUUGGGAGGUGUCAGAAUAUCUCGGCUUUACCUGAAGGCUUUGGAGUUCAAGAAGUGAAAAUACAGCAGUCAGAUUUACUGUUUGAACAGAGCCGCUGUGCAGUGCAAGCAAGAAGGGCUGAGAGCCCAGGCCGACUAGUUCCUUGUGGGGCAGCCAUCAGCUGGAGUGCAGUUCCUGAGCAGCCACUGGAUGUCACCACAAAUGGCUUUCCACAGGGAACAACAAAGAAAGGAAUCGGACGCCUUCAAGCCAGAUCCCGAAUCAGCAAAGUAGAGCUCUUUAGAUCAUUCCAGAAGCUGCUAAGCAGUAUUUCAGAGGACAAGUGGCCAGACUCCCUCAGGAUGCAGAAGCUAGCGACGUACCAAGAGUACAAGGAGGCCGCCUCCACUUACCAGCAGGCCUGGAGCACACUCCGGAAGCAGGCGUUUGGAUCCUGGAUGAAAAACCCACCGGAUUAUCACCAAUUUAAAUGAGCAAAGCUUACUGGCAGCAGGGUGUUUUCCAUUUAUUCCUUCUGGACCACCUUCUUGUGGCUGAUCAGGAAAAAAAGACUGCCAUCUCCCAAAGCAAAAUAUCUCUUCUUUGUGAGAUGGAUGGAAUUCUGGACAUGAAACAAUCUAUACUUGAUUGAAGGUGCUCUCUGCUAGAAUAGCAUCUUGCUAAUGACCUUGGCAUGUGUCCUGUGUUUUAUUGCUUCUCUAAGAAUAAGAAUUUAGAAUGUGAUACUUUAAAAAUAUUCUGCGGUAGCUCCAUUCUGUGUGUUCCUACAUCAAUUUGGCGAGUAUUUGUUGGACUGAGAUGCUUGAAUCUCUGCAAGUUUUAGAGCUUGGCCUGUCAUAGUGGACAUGUAUUUUGUAUACCCAGCCUUUCUUCCUUUGGAGAACCACCCUUUGCUGUUUAACCCACGAGACUUGGCCGAAGCAAACUUUACUUCUUGGUUCCAGGAAUGUGAGCCAGCCCUGAACAGUCCUGGAACUAUUGCCAGAGCGAUCAGUGGUAUGUGAAUGCCCUCCUAUCCCAGCACAUCAGUAACUGCAGGGCUGAGAAAACGACUGGCAGCAGGAGAAACCAGGCUUCGGGGUGAGGGAGCAGGAGUACAGUCUCAAUCGGCUCCAGAAGAUCGUGUUCGCUCACCUGUGCCAAUGCAGGCAGAUCAUGCAGCCCAGCUCUUCGCCUCUCCCAUGAAAGAUGAGGACCAGUGUGGGUUAGUUAUUUUGCUUACGUAUACUUUGGAGGAAUUCUGUUCUAAAAUAAAGACUGGCGCAUAAACUAUGGUGCAAAUGUUGUAAGCCCAGAUAUAUCCAGGAAUAGGAAACCUUUAAAAAGUAGGUGGAAUGGGGGACUUCCCUGGUGGUCCAGUGGGUAAGACUCCGUGCUCCCAAUGCAGGGGGCCUGGGUUCGAUCCCUGGUCAGGGAACUAGAACCCACAUGCUGCAAAUAAGAACUGGUGCAGCCAAAAUAAAUUAAAAAAAAGGUGGAGUGAACUGGAAAGUUCCUUGUCCAAAGAGGAGCCAUUAUUUUGCUCUGGCUAAUUGUUGCCAGAUCUUCAGAAUUUUUUGAGGAGAAGCAAGAAAGUCUUGUUUUUACAUAUAUGUCUAGGGGUCACGUACAGACACAGGCCUUAGGUAUGUAACCUCUGGUCUAGCAGAACAAGGAUGGAUUUUGGCCGUAGACUUCAGUUUGAACUGUGACUCCAGGAUGGACUGUGUGUGAUCUUGGGUGGGUAAAUGCAUUUUCAGAGCGUCGGUGUCCUCACCUUUGACAUGAGGGCAACACCACCCCGGCAUUGGGAUUGUGGCGAUGAGAUAAGAUACUGUUCAGCACAGGCGUGAGGAGGGCUGCCUGCCGCGUGUGCAGUGCCUGCCUUGCUCUCCCAUUGCUGCUCAUAAGGGAUUCUGCUGUUUACUAACCCUGAUUUCCACAGCUUUUGCUAACAAACGUUUAAGAGAUUGUCCUUAGGAGAAGCCUGUUGGGCAGAUGUUUGUGGAGCCCCUUGCUGCACACCAGGCAUUUGCCUGGGUGCACCACCCCACCCCACAUCUGGAAGCAGCAGCCUGUCUCCAGCAGCUAAGGAGGCGAGGAAGCAGAGGCGUUGAUCACAGAGAUAUAUAUAUAGAUCUUCCUACCUAACUCUUGUGGCUUUGCCUUCCCCAUGUCAACCACCAGGAUUGUUUUUUCUCCCUGAGGAAAUAAAGAGGAAAAGGGGAAUUUUAAAUCCCCAAUUGUGCUUUUUAAAGCAUUCUACCAUUCAGUCUAAUGAAAAGCGAGGCUUUUGAGAAUAAGAAUGUUUAUAUUGCCUCCUUCUAAAUUCACCUUGUUAGGAGAUGUUUGGACCAGCUUUGAGACUGGUGCCCUGGUGCACAUACCUGUCCCGUGCCCUCUGUGUGGUCGUGGUGUGUUUCAGCCACUGCUGCAGCAUUAAGAUGAUUGACAUUUAUUAAGCAGGCUCUUAGCUCCAGGUAGACCCAUCAUAUACCUUCUGAAACCAUCAGUAUACCAGGUUUUGUGCUGUGCACCUUAAGUACAAGAUGGCGGUUAGUCCUCUUGUCACUCCUUGCCUGACAGGGAAAGCGGGCAAGUGGCUUUGCGGGAGAACACUAGAAUGGCCAUGAUAGAGGUCUAAUACCCAACUUGGGAGAGGGAGGGGCACGGGAAGAUCUCAUAGGCCUGGGUACACUUGAGCAGAUGUGAAGGGGAAGUAUUAAGGGUUAGCAAGCAAAGAGAAAUUGGUUGUGCAUAUGGGGACAGCUUUGAGAGAAGGGUAUUUGAGGCAGAGAAUCACCAUAUGCAAAGGCAUAUGAGAGAUGAGAGCACUGGGUGGCUGGACUGGUGGAGUGUGGGAGGGUUUGGAGAAGCACUCGGGGCAAGUUCGGGAGGACUUUGUAAGUCCUGAGAAGGAAAAUGGUUUUAUCCUAAUGACUUGGCACUUUAGGGAUUUUUGAUGAAAGGGUAUUAGGUUGGAAGUUGCGUUUUAGAGAUAUCCCUGUUCUCUGUAACAAGGAGGAUGGAUUAGUCAGGGACAGGGAUGGUGGCAGGGAGACCACUUUGGGGAUUACUGUAAUAAUAAGAAAAGAAAUGAGGAGGCCCAGGCAAUAACAGUUUUAGGAGCCACAGGGAGGGGACUGACUUGAGAAAUAUGCAGAGGGUGGUGAGGCUGAUUGCAGGUAAGGGGUGAGGAUGAGGGAGUAUUGAGGAUGCCUCCCAGGUUCCUUUGUGGCUGAGAGAAGGGAAGGGGAUGCUGUAUAUCAGGAAGGGGGAUCCAGGAAGAGGAGCUGCUGUGGGGUAAGGAGAGGGGCGGUGUUAGAGGCUGUAGGCAGGGGAAGAUGAGCUCAGACAGUUUGGGAUUUCUGUGAUACCGCGGGCCAGGGACCUAGAGGGGGCAUUUGGAAAGACUGGUUUAGGGCUCAGGAGAGAGAUGGACUGAGGAUCGUGACUGGAGUCAUCAACUGCAGGAAGUCUUUAAAGACACAGGUUAGGGUAAAACCUUCCAUGGAGAAUGUGUGUAGAAUGAGAAGAAAAGGGGACCCUAGACUGAACCCUGGGGAACGUUCAGGAGCAGGUGGAUAAGCACAGGAAAAAGUGUGACCAAGAGGCUAGAGGAAAAUCAGAAAAAAGGCAACUGCAAGCAUCAAAGAGGGAAUAAUCUGGAGUGUAGAAUAUAUUAAAAGAACGACAGACAAGGAAGGCAAGAACCAAGAACCUUGUGGUUUCCCUCCAGCCCUGCAACUGGAUGACAAGGUUAUUUUUGGUUACUUCAUCAAACACAGGGUCAGGAAAGUGGAAGCUGGCCUCUCCUGGGCUGAGGAGUGAAGGGGAGUGAAAAAUGGAGGCAUCCAUGUGCUUUUCUUUGAGAAGGACCCAAUCCUGUUCUCACUGAUGUAACUUAAAAGGUUAUUUAAUAGUUCAAACAUAACAAUAAAAAGAAAUAACAACAGUAAAUGUUUUGCUAUAUUUGCUUCGGGUUUUCAUUUUCUGGAGAAAUAAAACAUGACUGGUUGUAUUUGAAAGCCCACACUGACCUCUCCCUGAUACUGUUGCCCUCCCUCCGUUAGGGAGGUAGCCACCAUCCUGAAUUGCAUGGUUUAUACUUUUAUUACAUAACUUUAUAUCUGUGAGCAAUACUUAGAAUUAUUUUCCAUGUUUUUAAAGUUUAUAGAAAUGAUAUCAUGCUGAAUAUACUUCUGCGUCUUGCUUUUUUCAUUCAUCAGCACCAUUUUGGAGAUUUAUUGAUGUUAAUAUAUGCAGUUCUAGUGCAUUCAUUUUAACUGCUGUAUAGUAUUCCUUUGUAUGACUAUACCACAUAUUACCCCUCCAUUCUCCUGUUGACGAACAUUUAGUUGGUUUCCAGUUCUUAGCUCAUAUAGGCAAGGCUGCAGGGAUCAUUCUUUUUUUUUAAAUGAAUUAAUUAAUUAAUUUUAUUGGCUGUGUUGGGUCUUUUUUGCUGUGCGCGGGCUUUCUGUAGUUGCGGUGAGUGGGGGCUGCUCUUCGUUGUGGUGUGUGGGCUCCUUAUUGCCGUGGCUUCUCUUGUUGCAGAGCACGGGCUCUAGGCAUGUGGGCUUCAGUAGUUGCAGCACAUGGGCUCAAUAGUUGUGGCUCACGGGCUCUAAAGCUCAGGCUCAAUAGUUGUGGUGCACAGGCUUAGUUGCUCCACGGCAUGUGGGAUCUUCCUAGAGCAGGGAUCGAACCCAUGUCCCCUACAUUGGCAGGUGGAUUCUUAACCACUGUGCCACCUAGGAAGCCCUGGAGUGAUCCUUCUUGUACAUGUCUCUUGUACAUGGCUGGGGAUAUUUCCAGGAUAUAUACCUAGACAUUGCUAGGUCAUGGGUUAUCUGCAUCUUCAACUUUAUUGGAUAUUGUCAAAUUGCUUUCCAGUGUGAUGGCACCAAUUUACACCCACAAUAGCAGUUUAUGAGGAUUCCAGAUGCUUCAUAUCCUCCCUAAUAUUUUAUAUGUUGAAAUUUUAGCCAAUUUGAUGAGUGUGAAAAGAUAAACCAUAGUUUACUUUCCUUUGCAUUUCACAGGGCCACCAACUGUAUAGUGUAAGUCUGUAUCUUUUAGUGUAGAGGUUGUAUACUGCACAACUCUAGAGGGCACUGUUUACAUUGUAGUCUUUGUGAAAGGCUCACCAUAGAGUUGGUGCAGUGUAUAACAUACUGGCCUUGAGUGAAGUUAAGGAUUCUUUGUUAUCUUUUGCCCCUUGUUCUCUUGGGUUGUUUUUCUUAUUAAUUGGAAGAGUUCUUUAUUUAUUUUGGAUGUUAAUUCUUUUUUGGUUAUCUGUUACAAACAUUUUCAUCUCAUCUGCAGCUUCUAUUAAUUUUGUUUAUAGUACCUUUUAAAAAAAUAGUUUCAUUUUUUAAAUUAAAAUUAUAAAGUUUUUUUUAAUUCCAUAAUAUAUGUGGUCACAUUUUAUUAAAAAGAGGUGGAACUGAUAUUCCCAUUUAAUAAGACAAAUCUUUUGUGAUAUCAAAACAACUUUUCAGCAUGCCCACAGUAAAUAUAUUACUGAGGAAUAAUACUGAGGAAAUAAAAACCGUAAUUUUUAAAAUUUUAAUGUACUUAAAUUUGUCAACCUUUUUCUUUAUUGUUUGUAUGUUUGUAGCUUGUCUU